Austrofundulus limnaeus is the source of this 2042-nucleotide messenger RNA. It is a transcript of the gene bokb, whose product is annotated as BCL2 family apoptosis regulator BOK b. Gene Ontology annotation, biological process: release of cytochrome c from mitochondria; extrinsic apoptotic signaling pathway in absence of ligand; regulation of apoptotic process. Gene Ontology annotation, molecular function: BH domain binding. The transcript has 7 exons. The record is from RefSeq and is a predicted model, not a curated record. NCBI's taxonomy places the organism in Eukaryota, Metazoa, Chordata, Actinopteri, Cyprinodontiformes, Rivulidae. Bases 549 to 1193 code for a protein of 214 amino acids. Gene Ontology annotation, cellular component: mitochondrial outer membrane.
UAGAGAAUCACUCUGAAACUGCUCUGGUGACAUGUUAUCUCCUGAAAAGGCAGCGUCCCCAGAUGGAAAAUAACUGGAGAAUGUUUCUGAAUAACAGCAGCUAUGCGAGCAGAAAGCACGCUGACAGUGAGAGCUGGACCCAAACUUCUCCUGGUGGAGGCGUUUUUCAAAACCUCUGAAAGAAUUUGAGGCAGGAGAGAAGAGGAGCUACAAGGAGCUGCUGUGACAUUCUUCAUAAAUCAGCUCCAGUUAAAAAGCUGAUGCUUGGUGUCACAUCAGGGUUCAUCCCUGCCCCACCAACAAACAUCACCAUCAUGUGCUUUCAAUGCUUGCUCAAUCCAACAAGAAGUGUGGCAAUGAAAUAUCUUGUGUGUGACUCACAGCAGUAACACCUCCAUCAGAUUCUCCUUAUCAUCUGCUUUGUCCUCCUCACUGAAGAGGGAGCGCAAUAAUAAACCAAAGAACAGAAAAGGAGGACAGGUUUGGUGACCUCUCCCCCACUGAGAGGUCAGGACUCUCGCCGACCCCGAUAUCUCCUCCAGGAGGGCAUGGAUGUGCUCCGGAGAUCCUCUGCGUUCGCCUCGGAGGUCCUGGAGGUGUUUGACCGAUCGCUGACGGAGAGAGAGCUGGUGUCUCAGUCCAAAGCUCUGUGCAGGGACUACAUCCUGUCCAGGCUCCAGCAGAACGGGCUGGGGUGGUCCAAGACCGAAGUCAACUUCUCUGCCUCCACCAAUGCAGCGCUGGCUGACGUGUCUCUGGUGCUUAUCUGUCUUGGCGAUGAGUUGGAGUGUAUGCAGCCCGGCCUGUACAGGAACGUGGCGCGGCAGCUCAGCAUCUCCGUCUCCAUGGAGAACAUGGUGUCAGAUGCCUUUCUCGGCGUGGCAACAGAGAUCUUCUCAGCAGGUAUAACCUGGGGUAAGGUGGUCUCCAUGUACGCCGUCGCAGGAGCUCUGGCGGUGGACUGCGUCAGACACGGACAUCCAACAACGGUGCAUGUCUUAGUGGACAGCCUGGGACAGUUUGUGCGCAAGUUCCUUGUUCCCUGGCUGAGGAGGCGGGGUGGAUGGACGGAGAUCACAAAGUGUGUGGUGAGGAUGGAUCUCUUCCCACAACGCCACUGGUUGUCCUCCCUCGUUGAGUCGCUCAAGUAUUUCCUCACCACGCUGUACGUCUACAUCAUGAAGGAACAGUGAGCAGACGGAGAGGAGAUGGGGUUUUAUUUAUAUUUUUAUUUUUUUGGAUGAUGGAACUGAAAUCUUCGACUUCAGAUUGUCCGUUCUGUUGCUGGAUGUCCACCGGCGAGUGUGUCGUCCGCAGCGUGCUGGUGUCGUUUCUGCGUGAGGGAUUACCCUUCAGCCAAAGAGUAGUCGCCUGGUGUCGUGGCCAGAGACUUCAGGAGGGAAUUCAACAACUUAAAAAAUGUUUCUAAUAUUUGCCUCUUCUGCACCAGUUUCUGUCUGUUAACACUGAGGCUUUUCCAGUGGGAUGUGAAGCUUUUCAUGCUGCUGAUGUUAGCAGCCUGAUGCUCAGUUGAAGGUGAAUGAAUUAUGUUUUGUGAGAAGUGAUGGAGAUGACUGUGUUUGUAGCUCGGACAACCUUUCUGGGUCAGAACAGAAGAGUUUCAAUCAGCUCUGAGUUUCCACUUGUUGUAGGUUCUGACCUGUUUACACUUGAUAAGUAUAAGCUUUACUUAACGAACGCCCAUUGAUGAUUUAAAAUUACCCUGUAAAUUCUGCAGUUUUUUUUCUCCACAUCAAGCACUUUUAAUAUUUUGGGCUUUCAGAGGACAGUCUGAAUGUAAAUAUUUCUGCUAUUUUUUGCCUGUUUUUAAUUUUUAACCUAUUUAUUUAUAAUUUUACGUCUUUUUUUUUACACUUUGGUCAUGAGUAACCUUUCACUGCAGUAUAAUUAACUGUCAGCGUGGAUGCUGUUCAGGAUGGUUGUGUGGGAUCGGUGUCACCUUCACCGUGUUAAUUUGCACAUGAGUUUUUUUGCUUGUUUUUUUUUUUUUACAACACAAUUAAAUGAACCAAAUACUCACU